Aspergillus melleus is the source of this 312-nucleotide messenger RNA. RefSeq lists its product as uncharacterized. Lineage: Eukaryota; Fungi; Ascomycota; Eurotiomycetes; Eurotiales; Aspergillaceae. The transcript has a single exon. The record is from RefSeq and is a predicted model, not a curated record. The coding region runs from base 1 to 312 and encodes 103 amino acids.
AUGUGGUUCAUCCUGAUAUUCGGCUCGAUUCCAGUCCUCCGACCUUUCUUCGUGCGGUUCUCCCAGAGCAUCAAAAGCGCCGCGUAUGGGAGUUCACGCAAUCGGUCCCUGCAGCCUCAUUCGGGUUCAAAUAAUGAUGCUUGGAUGUAUUUGCGGGAUCGGCCGCAUCGAUCGUGGGUUUCUCGGGGGAAGGAGGAUAGUAAGGGGACAAAUGGGUUUAAUAGUAAUAGUCAAGAGGAGAUUCUGGGGUUUGAGCUUAGGGAUCAGAUUGUGGUUACGCGAAACACAACUGUCAUCGAGGAGAGGCAGUGA